Molecule: messenger RNA, 1512 nt
Organism: Manduca sexta (tobacco hornworm)
Lineage: Eukaryota; Metazoa; Arthropoda; Insecta; Lepidoptera; Sphingidae
Gene: nrv3
Product: sodium/potassium-transporting ATPase subunit beta-2
Exons: 8
Coding region: 50-1021 (323 amino acids)
Biological process (GO): potassium ion import across plasma membrane; sodium ion export across plasma membrane; intracellular sodium ion homeostasis
Cellular component (GO): sodium:potassium-exchanging ATPase complex
Molecular function (GO): ATPase activator activity
Source: RefSeq, a predicted model, not a curated record
CGUGGAAGUGUGCUUUGUUAAUUUUAACUGUCCGGCUCGGCAAGUGAACAUGGCGGACAAGACUAAAGUCGCUGAGCAGUACUACGCCCCGCCGCCGGACCUGGGGAAAUGGGAGGCUUUCAGAAUAUUCCUCUGGAACUCCGAGACUGGACAAUUCCUCGGCCGCACGGGAUCCAGUUGGGCAAAAAUCCUUUUAUUCUACCUGAUCUUCUAUGCGGCGCUGGUGGGUUUCUUCGCGGCCAUGCUGGCGAUCUUCUACCAGACCCUGGACUCCAAGAUGCCUAAAUGGCAACUGGACGGAUCGCUGAUCGGCAGCAAUCCAGGUCUGGGCUUCCGACCCAUGCCCGACUCUGCGAACGUGGAGAGCACCCUGAUCUACUACAAGGCGAACGAUAAGGGAUCCGUGCUUAAGUGGGCCAAGAUCAUCGAUGAUUUCCUUGACCAAUACCGCAAGAAAGGCAGUGGUUCAGGCGAAGCUCAGGGCGCGGAGAACCGAGUGCCAUGCACGCCGACCAGCGGCGCUGUGGGCGAGAAGCAGGUGUGCGACGUGCCUGUGGACGAGUUCAACCCUUGCACCCCAGCCAACCAGUACAACUACGAAGAAGCCGGGCCCUGCGUCUUCCUCAAGCUCAACAAGAUUUUCAACUGGAUCCCACAGCCGUACAACAACACGGAAGAUCUGCCCCAACACAUGCCUGAAGACUUGAAGCAACACAUUAAGAUGGUCUCCGGUAAGCCUGAAGCCAACACAGUGUGGGUGUCCUGCGAGGGAGAGAAUCCUGCUGACGUGGAGAACAUCGGACCCGUGCAGUACAUCCCGCGGCGAGGGUUCCCGGCGUACUACUACCCCUUCUCCAAUAAGGAGGGGUACCUGAGUCCCCUCGUGGCGGUACUCUUUGAGAAGCCUAGGACUGGUGUCCUUAUCAACAUAGAAUGCAAGGCGUGGGCCAAAAACAUCUUCUAUGACCGCUACGAGCGGCGGGGCUCAGUCCACUUCGAGCUGAUGGUGGACCGCUCUUAAACAGCCAGGCCUGGCCACUAACUGACCCCAAGGUCACCGACAAGGUCAAGUGGCCCGGGUCAAGGUCAACUUAUCGCUAAGCUCACCGUUUGUUUGCCAAAAUGUUGCCCAUUUGUUGAUUUUAGAUUGUUAUUGGACAAAUGAGCGAGUGAUGAGGCUUGUAGUGCAGGUAUGGAUCAUCUCAGACGAAAUUAGUCAUUAUAUCUGGAUACACACGCUUCACAUUCCCAUGGGAGGUCAGUUAGUCGUCAGCCGUUUGGCCCACACUGCCAAGGUCGCCAGGAGGCGGAGGUGGAGUCUCCGGUCACCAGCGCGGCGUAGCAAUAGCCCUAUAGAAGGCGUUUUAUUUGUAUUCGUUUUAGAAUAAGCCACGAGGCGCCACUAUUACACGCUUCAAAGUUGACAUUUUUAAAUUUAAUAUUUAUUAUAAUUGUAAUGUUUUCCGGACGGAGAGUCAAUAAACACGCAAUAGUUGGUUCCAAUGUAGGUUU